Molecule: messenger RNA, 1417 nt
Organism: Cryptococcus deneoformans JEC21
Lineage: Eukaryota; Fungi; Basidiomycota; Tremellomycetes; Tremellales; Cryptococcaceae
Product: triose phosphate/3-phosphoglycerate/phosphate translocator, putative
Exons: 10
Coding region: 114-1148 (344 amino acids)
Cellular component (GO): trans-Golgi network; Golgi apparatus; endosome
Molecular function (GO): antiporter activity
Source: RefSeq, a predicted model, not a curated record
GUUGUAUUCGCGUGUUUUUGCGAUCCAGAGCUGCAACAACUUUGUCCGCUUUUAAACGCAGUUCUUCUUCUUUUUCUCGCCGACUCUCAGCGCCUGUAAUAUACCCACCAACAAUGAGCCAGAAUAAGGAUAUCGAAGCAUCCAUACCACUCAGCGCGAUGCCACGCGCGUCUGAUGUUGAGCAUGAUCUUACACACGGCGAACAUGUCGAGGUCAACAUUUCUGACGACGGACCGCCACCCAACCAACAAAAGAAGAUUGUCAUCCCUGCCAUUAUCAUCAUCCCCAUCUGGAUGGCCUGCUCAAUCAGUGUCAUUUUAUAUAACAAAUAUGUCUUUUCUGGAUUAAAUUUCGAAUACCCCACUUUCCUUACUACGUGGCAUCUCAUCUUCUCUACAAUCGCGACAAGGGUUUUGCAACGUACUACCACAUUGGUUGAUGGUGCCAAGGACAUUGAGAUGACCCGCCAACAAUGGAUGCGAACCAUCCUCCCCAUCGGUGCCCUCUUUUCCGGCUCGCUCAUCCUGUCCAACUAUGCCUACCUCACUCUGAGCGUCUCUUUUAUCCAGAUGCUCAAGGCUUUUAACCCUGUGGCUAUCCUCUUGAUUUCUUUUGCGUUCAAGAUCCAGGAGCCGAGUGGGAGGCUGAUUGUCAUUGUUUUGCUUAUUUCUUGCGGCUGUUUCCUCGCCGCCUAUGGUGAAGUUCAGUUUGAGCUCUUUGGCUUCCUCUGCCAAUGCGCUGCUCUCGCCUUCGAAGCUUCCCGUCUCGUCAUGAUCCAGAUUCUUCUCCACGGUAUGAAGAUGGACCCGCUCGUUUCGCUGCAUUACUACGCCCCUGUGUGUGCCGUGAUUAACGCUUGUAUUAUCCCCUUUACGGACGGGAUGGCACCGAUUUGGAAUCUGCACAAGGUCGGGAUUUUGGUGUUGUUUACCAAUGCGGGGAUUGCUUUUGCUUUGAACGUGGCAGCAGUAUUCCUCAUCUCCGUCGGCUCAGGUCUCAUCCUCACUCUUGCCGGUGUAUUGAAAGAUAUCCUCCUCAUCUCAGGCUCGGUGCUGGCAUUCGGAUCGCCCAUCACGGGAAUGCAGGUGUUUGGGUAUUCUAUCAGUUUGAGCGGGUUGAUCUUGUUCAAGACUACUGGGGGCAAGUAAAAGAAGCGCAAAGCAAGGAAUGGAAAGAAAAUGCAGCAAAGUGCACGGGUCGGGUCGAGAGAGUUGAAGAACGGGGGGAAAAAGCAAGUCAUGCGGGACAUGUGUCGGUGGUGGUUUUACAUAGAGGCCGGAAGGCGAAGAUUAUCGGGUGUUAUAGCUAGAAAAGUUCCUCUGCUUGUUUGUUUGUUUUUGUUCUUUUCUCUUUUCCCUUUCCUUUUUUUCCUCUUUAUCUGAUAGUUGCAAGCAUUGUGAUUCUGCGUAUAGAUGCA